Molecule: messenger RNA, 4153 nt
Organism: Homarus americanus (American lobster)
Lineage: Eukaryota; Metazoa; Arthropoda; Malacostraca; Decapoda; Nephropidae
Product: glucose dehydrogenase [FAD, quinone]-like
Exons: 15
Coding region: 585-2411 (608 amino acids)
Molecular function (GO): flavin adenine dinucleotide binding; oxidoreductase activity, acting on CH-OH group of donors
Source: RefSeq, a predicted model, not a curated record
UGUCGUGCGUUCAGCAUCUACCACCAUUCUCACCACCACUACUACUACAUACUAACACAGCCCGGAUUAUCGAUAUUUGUACGUAUAGAAUGAAGGAUAUUACAUGAUGUAUAAUAACAACACUACACUAUUAUAUAUGUCAUAAUUAACAACACUCGCUUGACUAUUGACGUAACUAAAUCAAACUUAUAAAAUACAGACUCACUAAAUCUACCUAAAAAUGUCCGAAAUACCAAGAGGAAAUAGUGAUGUGAAACCAACCGUGUCUUCAAACCUACGCUGAGACCGGACCCACACACGCCAUGUGCCGAAGUGGGCAAAGCAACAGGCAUUAGGUUAACUUUCAUGGCAGUUGUAUGCAAAGCUUCAAAGAAAGAAGAAUAUACCCCCGUGAAAAUUAAACAGGAAGAAACCGUGUGUCCUGCGCAGGCGUGUGGAGGAGUGUUGGUGAGACUGGGUGAAGUGAAGCCCCUGUUAACUAUUGCGAGGCGUGUAGGGGGCGUGGACUUUCGGAGGAAAGCAGCGUGUUGUAGGGAGGGGGACGUUGGCGUGGGGUUAGCAGAAGGCGUGUGGAAGAAGGCACCAUGACCCACUUCCCCGCCCUCGCGUUGCCUCAAAUCGUGUCCAGGCUUUUGGCCCUAAGCUUCCUCUCAGGCGUCGGCCACUAUGACUUCGACGACUCUCACAAGUUACUGCCACAGUACGACUUCAUAGUAGUGGGGUCGGGGUCAGCUGGAAGUGCUGUGGCGGCCCGACUAGCAGAAGUGCCGGAGUGGAGAGUGUUGCUGCUAGAGUCAGGAGGCCCGCCACCCCCCGAGGCCCGCGUCCCAGGCUUCAAUUCGAUCCUCAUGCAAAGUGAAUACGACUGGAACCACAGGACGGUGCCUCAGAAAUACGGCCUCAGGAACUACAAGGAUAAUGCAUGCCCGUUCCCUAUGGGUCGUGUGGUGGGUGGGUCAUCUGUCAUUAACUGGAUGAUGUACGUGAGAGGCAACAGGCGAGACUACGACCAAUGGAACGACCUGGGAAACCCUGGCUGGGACUACAACACCGUUCUCAAGUAUUUCAAGAAGGCCGAAGACUACCGCGGCACUAGGAACGUCGGGACAGCAGAGUAUCAUGGUCGUGGAGGGCCCCUGGUGGUGGAUGAUAAGAGGUGGCGGACUCCGUUAAGUAGGGGGUUCCUGAAGGCAGGGCUGGAACUUGGAUACAAUAUCGUGGACCCUAACGGACCAGAGCAGAUAGGAUUCUCCGCAGCGGAUUUGACGGUGAGGAAUGGUGAGCGAGGGUCAGUGGUUGAGUCCUACCUGAGACCUGCCUUAGCCUACAGCAACCUCCAUAUUGUCUCUAAUGCCCAUGUCACUCAGAUACUGAUGGAUGACCACAAACGAGCAGUUGGGGUCCGUUAUGAACACCGGGGAAAGGUGCGGACAGCGCUAACCAAGAGGGAAGUGGUGCUGUCAGCGGGCGCCGUUGGAUCCCCACAACUGUUGAUGGUCUCAGGCAUCGGGCCAGCGGAACAUCUGCGUCAACACGGCAUCCCAGUAGUGUUGGACCUGCCUGGAGUCGGCCACAACCUACAAGAUCACCCAUCCAUCUUCGGCCUCACCUGGCUUACCAAAAGAGGCUCCAGCAACAACCUCAACCGGUGGCUGAAUCCCAGAAACAUCAAGAAUUACUUCAAGACCAGAGAAGGUCCUCUGUCAGUGCCAAUGGCCUUAGAAGGAAACGCCUGGAGCCUGGCUGAGGAAGGUGACCCGCAUUGGCCUGACCUCCAGUUCCUGUUCAUGGCAAGCACUCCUGCAUUAGAUGGUGGAGUCUACUUCAAUGAUAUAAUUGGCUUCAGGAGAGAUUUCUUCAAGCAGUACUAUGGUUCUAUCCUGGGUCACGAAGGGUACAACAUAGGACCUAUGCUAACCCGACCCAAGAGCAGGGGGACGGUGCGGCUGAGGUCACGUAACCCCCACGACCGGCCACUUAUUGACCCCAACUUCCUCAGCCAUCCUGAUGACAUCAACACAUUUGUCAGAGGUAUAAAGUUUGUGUUAGCAAUUGGCAACACUACUGCGAUGAGGCAUGAGUUUGGCUCCAGAUUCCACGAUCAGGUGUUGCCGGGGUGUGAGAAGGAGCUGUAUGGAUCUGAUGAUUACUGGGCAUGUUACACCCGUCACAUGGCCCAGACCACCUUCCACCCCUCCAGCACUUGUAAGAUGGCUCCCUCCUCUGACCCCUAUGGUGUUGUGGACCACAGACUCAGAGUGCGAGGAGCGUCUGGGUUACGUGUGGUCGACGCCUCAAUAAUGCCAGUGAUAGUGUCUGGCAACCUCAACGCUCCCUCAAUUAUGAUUGGUGAGAGAGCCGCUGACCUCAUUAAGGAAGAUUGGAACAUCCCCAUUGAACCACUGGGAUGAAAUAAUCCUUAAAGACAUUACUGAGAUAAGUUAUAACUGGGCAUUUCAAGCAUCAGUACUAACCAGUGUCAUUCGGAUAAGAUUAUACUGCACUGUACAUGUGAUCUUCAUCCUCCAUAUUGAUGUUUUCAAUAGAGGAACAUAGAUUUGUAUGAUAGAAUGCAAAUGAACAAAGGAUCUCAAUUGAAAUACGUGUUAUGAACCCUAGAAAGUCUCCUGUAUGUCAAAUUUGUGCAAACCAAACUUAUGGGAAUCUUACAGUACUCAUGUUGUUUUGCUGGAUUUAAAAAACAUUUUAUUACACCUGAAUCUCACUCUCUGCAAAGAAAUAAACAAUUUUAUGUCUUAAUCUACAGAUGAAUGUUGUUCAACCCUCCCACAUGUAUACAAGUAUUCAAAAUGGUAAAGAAUGUUGUCUCCUCUCAAACUUGGCACACUUGAGUUUCCACUUUUACAUUGUCUUUUCUUUUCUUUUUUUCAUAGGCAGACCAUUUACUCACUUGCUCAUACUCCCAGAUAUAGUAGCAGUAACCUAGGAGUUUUAUUUUUAAUUUUAUUUUAUUUAAUUUAUUUAUUUAUUUUGUUUUGCCACUUAUCAGCUUAUUAGCCAUUCAGGCGGUUGGUCUACCCUUCUCACUUGUGUCUGGGCCAAGGAUCAAACCCGUUACUGCUGUACCACCAACACCCCAAAUAAUUUCUUAUCGGCAGUUCAGUAAAUACAUUCCAGUAGAGUACAGACAUGUUCACUGAGAGACACCAAGAUAUAUUAGAGUGCUGGUUAAUUAAUACAUUAUUUUUCAUCAAAUUAUAUUUAUCUUUUUUUUACAGAGGUUAUUUUUUCUUUGGUCCUACAACAUAUAACUCGCAUCACCCCCCCCACACACACACACACAAAAACGCACACCAAAUCGCAUCAACACCUAAUGUCACUACACGCACCACUUCAUUCUCAUGUCGUCUUCUCCAGCCAGCAGUAAAAACACCCUGGCCUGAGCCCUUGUGGUGAUAAUUUUUACUACAUUUUUCAUUAUGCUAUGAUGGAUACAGUACUGCAAGCUGACCAUUGUGCACCUAGUCUAGGAGACAAACUUAAUGUGUUUGCUGUGGACCAGUGUCAUGGAUUUCCUUACCUCAAAAUAGUUCUAAGUGGGACUUCUGUCAUAUCAGAAGUCUUGGAAGGUUUCUUAAAAGAAGAUCUCUCCCUCUGUUAUUUAGUUAAUAAGAUGGUGUGCCUCUAACCCCACAAGCAUAAACGAGACUACCUUUUUUGCUCAACAGUAACACACAGUACUGGAGACAAGGUGAGGGCAGGAUGUUUUGGCCAAACAGUGUUGUGUGUUCAAUUGAAUUUAUGAUAUCAGAAUUACUGCCCACACCAGAUUGAAAUCCAUACCGUAGUGAAACUGUUUCACAACAUUGAAAAUAUGUCACCUUUUUCCUUACUUCCAGUUCACCCAAAUGUGAAUGAGUAACUAAUUUUACAGUUAGGGAAGUGUGGGUAUUAAAGUUAAGUGUCAGUCAUAUUGCCUCCUUGUGUACCAAAGGCUAGUAGGUAUUGUUGCAUCCUUAUUGCUCUUAAUGGGUUGUCAGGCUUAUGGGACAUUUUAUUUACCUCCAUUACUCUAGAUGUAAUGUGAGUGUGACAGUGAAGCUGUUGAAGUAUUUUGUUUACUGUACUAUAUUUUGUAUUAGUAGUGUUUUAUAUGAGUGUCUCAAAGUGAAUAAAUGAUUUUAGAAAUAAA